AAGCUUUCCGGGGUAGAGUGCGCAGUGGGUGGUGCCAUGGCAACCAAAGUCUUACCCUGCUAACGCGACCUGGGGAGUGAGAGGAACGGGACAGUAGGUUCCGUUCACACCCUCCGGAGACCGGGAGAUCGAAGAAAGGUUGAUUCGGCUGGUUGUCGCGGUGGAUGUCCCUCCUCCCGGGCGGUGGAGGUGGGCCUUUCUCUUCCCCCGAAGCUUCUGGGCCUAGGCCUUCUUCCAUGGCCUUUCCCCCUGCGACUGCAGACACACAGACCGUCACCCCGGCCACCCGCCGGCCUCGCUGACCCGUCAUGUCCUGGGCUAGUCCAGCGCCAUUCUCUGCAGCAUAGCGACCAGCAGGGCUGGGGAUCCCGACAGACUUUUCUCUUUGAAAAGUCAGCAGAAUGGAGGAAAAGAAAAUGAAACGCAGGAGCCCUAAAACCUCUACACAUCAGCAUCAUCCUCCAGUGAGCAACAAGAAAAAUACAGUACCCAGUAAGAGUGUGGGCUUAAGCAGUGGCACACAGACAGCUGUUCCAAAACAGAAGCUGAAAAGGGUGGUAAAGGAGAAACCCAAACCACAGAGUAUAGCUGGGAAGAGUACACAGUCAGCCCCUCUUCAGCAUUCCUUUCUCACUGACGUUUCAGAUGUGAAAGAGAUGGAGCGAGGACUGCUCAGCCUUCUAACUGACUUCCACUCUGGAAAGCUUCAAGCAUUUGGUAAUGAGUGUUCCAUUGAACAGAUGGAGCAUGUGCGUGAAAUGCAAGAAAAGCUAGCUCGCCUGCACUUUGACCUUUACAGUGACCUCGAUGAGCCAGUGGAGGAACAGAGGAACAUGGCUCAGGAUAUGCAUCUCGAUAAAUUGCUAACUAACUUGGAGGAGCUGAGCUCUUCGAUUCAAAAGCUGAACUUGGCAGAUAAUCAAGAUUUCCCAAGAGCAUCCACCUCCUGAAGAAUGGUUGGAAGCCUAUGUCUAAUACCGUGCAAAUACUCAUUGAUAGUAGUGGCUGCUGAGGAGAUUGCAGCAUGACGCUUCUUAUUACAGACAUUGGUUCUGCUCUUUUGCACCCAUGACUUGUUCUCACUGGAGGUUCUGGAAGCCAUUCCCGUGAAGAUCAAAGCAGUUGCCCCCAAUCACUGCUUGCUGAUGCUGUGUUGGGCUUCAUGCUACUGGUGAACAUUUUAUGUGGAAAAGCAUGUUUCUUAGAUUUGGAUGUGUUUUGAAACUUAGGGUGAAUCGGUUGUCUAAUAAUUUAAUUCUGUCAAUGUUCCUGCUUUUUUUGUUUUUGGAGAGGUUGCUGGAUGCAACCUGCUGCUACGGUUGAGGGGAGCAGAGUGUCCUGAGCUGGCCUCUGUGGUAGUGGCUGUAACGGAAAACGUGUUGCUGGUGGAUUUCUGGGGUAAAUCAAGGCAAGUUUGCAAGACGAAAGUGAAGUAGUACCAUUCAGAGAUUUCCACCUGGAUUGAAACCAUCAGAUGUUUCCAAGCUUUCAUUUUGGCAGGAUGAUGUCAGUCUGCCUCCUUUACAUCAUAGAUCUCUUAAACUGUUCUAUAGAACUGUGUCCAUUGGCCCCAAGACAGGAGCCAGCUGGGGAACUGCCACUUUUGAGGCUUGCCUGUCAGACCAAAUACCUUUCCAAUCAUAGCCUCAUGUACAGUAUCAAUAAGAAGGCCAACUAUACACACUACACGAGUAGGGAGCUGAUUUGGCUCUAAUACUAAAUUCCAUGGCUUAUCCUGAUUCACGUUGGCUCUAGCCGUCGUGAUCAUGUUCCAAUUGAAUUGUGGAAGCAGGGUGUUCUGACAAGGCAGGCCAAGAGUUUCCCUGUGCUCUGACAGGAUAGUAGGGAGUGAAGGAGGAAGAAACUACCGUGAGCAAUCCGAGAAGGACUCUUCCAAACCCCACUGCCUGAAACCAGACUAGCUCUCAGGUGGACUCCACCAAGAUCAACUGAUCCUUGUCUUUUGACAGAUAAUUUACCAAAUACUGAUUAUGGGCUUAACUGACUGUGUAACUGAUGUGGAAGACUUUUAUUGAGAAGAUUUUGGAGAGAGAGUGAGGAAAGAAAACCAAAUCGUGAAUUAUUAAAUUCCCAACAAGUGGAAGGACAGCGUAUUAUUUUUAAAAGACUGCCUUGUUUUAAAUGUUACUCUGUGGUAUUUUCUGUGUCCCCCGUCCCUGGCAAAGCCACUCUAACAGUGUCCUUGAUCAUGCUGCUAAGCUGGUGUGGAGAAGAUGUUUUCUUGCCCUUUACUUAUCUCCUCCUCCACAAGCAGAUCUGACUGUAAAGGCACAGGCGAGGGUGAGCUCCACCAUUGAGUUGGUACAUCACCUGCUGACGUUGUUUGACAUCUUCUAGAGAACAGACUAGAUUAAUAUGGUCCAAUUUUCUUUGGUUCUGUUCAUCACAAUGGUUUGCUGAGCUUGGGGGUUGAUUCAGACCAGUCACAGAGGCAUGUGCUAUUGGUGCAGCAGUGAAAUCCUAGCUUUAUUGCACAUUAAUGUGUUUACAAUUCAUGCAAGUGCAAUUGUGGAAGAGUUCUGCCUGCUUAGACUGUCCAAUAAUGUGCUGUAUGUGCAUAUGGGUUUGUCAUAUCUCAAAUGUGCCAUAAUUUUCAAUUUUAAAGUGCAUUCUGAGUUGCAAUUUUAUUGUUUUCUGUAACAUGAUCCGUUGAGUUGGGUGAGUGCUGCUCAAUUGCAGGUGGUCUUUCUGAAGUCUGAAUAGAGAGAUUGACUAUUACCGAUCUUAAACUCAGACCAUUAAGAGGAUCCAGCUUCACAAAAUGAAGUGCAGUGUUUGCAAAUUGGACAUGAACAAGAGAGAUAAUGACCACCAAGCUGCACUAUAGGUAAAGAUCAGUGAGGGCAAUGGAGCACGGUUUGUUUCAUACUUGUGUAUUUUCACUGUCUGUCUGCUGGAGGCUUAUACCAAAUCAUUGCAUAAUGACAUAUUAAAAUGAAACAUAUUUGAA
Messenger RNA from Chiloscyllium plagiosum (whitespotted bambooshark), 2971 nucleotides. RefSeq names its product coiled-coil domain containing 28A (gene ccdc28a). Lineage: Eukaryota; Metazoa; Chordata; Chondrichthyes; Orectolobiformes; Hemiscylliidae. The record is from RefSeq and is a predicted model, not a curated record.